Messenger RNA from Emys orbicularis (European pond turtle), 1377 nucleotides. It is a transcript of the gene TMEM151A, whose product is annotated as transmembrane protein 151A. The transcript has 2 exons. The coding region runs from base 1 to 1377 and encodes 458 amino acids. The record is from RefSeq and is a predicted model, not a curated record. Lineage: Eukaryota; Metazoa; Chordata; Testudines; Emydidae.
AUGCUCGGCGAGGGGGCGCUGCCCAGCCCGCCCCCCGCGGGGGACCCGCACCGGGAGGAGCAGCGCCCCCUCAAGCAGUCGCUGAGCAGCUCCCUGUGGCGGGAGUCACACUGGCGGUGCCUCCUGCUCACCUUGCUGAUGUAUGGUUGCUUUGGUGCCGUGGCCUGGUGCCACCUCUCCACCGUUACCCGCCUGGCCUUUGAUGGGGCAUCCCGGGGAACCUCCACUAUCUAUCACGCCAGCCCCUGCUCAGACGGCUAUCUCUACAUCCCGCUGGCCUUCCUGGCCAUGCUCUACCUGCUCUACCUGGUAGAGUGCUGGCAUCGCUUUGCCCAGGCCCGGCGCCAGCCCCGGGCCAGCACUGCCAGCGUGCACCAGCUGGUGCAGCACAUGCAGCAGGCAGCGCCUUGUGUGUGGUGGAAGGCGGUGAGCUACCACUACAUCCGUCGGACGCGCCAGGUGACCCGCUAUCGCAAUGGCGAUGCCUACACCACCACGCAGGUGUACCAUGAGCGGGUCAACACCCACGUAGCUGAGAGCCACUUUGACUACACGGCCCACGGCGUGCGUGACGUCUCCAAGGAGCUGCUGGGCCUGGCUGAGCAUCCGGCCACGCGCCUGCGCUUCACCAAGUGCUUCAGUUUUGCCAGCGCUCGGGCCGAGGCUGCCUACCUGGCGCAGCGGGCACGCUUCUUCGGCCAGAACGAGGGGCUGGACGACUACCUGGAGGCACGAGAGGGCAUGCGGCUCCAGGAUGUCAACUUCCAGGAGCAGCUGAUGGUCUUCCCUGAGCCAGGGCGCCCUCCCUGGUUCGCCCGGCGCUGGGCCUUCUGGGCAGCCUCGCUGGCGCUUCUGUCCUGGCCGCUACGGGUGCUAGCCGGGUACCGCACAGCCAAUGUGCACUACCACGUGGAGAAGCUCUUUGGUACUGAGGAUGGGCCCGGCUCCCAGGAGCUCUCUGGCUAUGGGCGCCCCAUCCCACGUGUGGCCACGGUGGACAUGACAGAGCUGGAGUGGCACAUCUGCUCCAACCGCCAGCUGGUGCCCAGCUACUCAGAGGCGGUGCUGAUGGAUGCUGCCAUGGCAGGCAGUGCCUACCUGCGGGGCUGGCAGCGCUGCCGUCGUACGCUGAGCAGCAACUCGCUCCCCUCUUGCAGCACCCGGGCCCUCUAUGCCCGCCUGCCCUUCAGCCGCAGCCGCUUCUCGCUGGGCCGGAGCAUCUUCCGCAGCCUGAGUGGGGGCGGGACAGAGAGGCAGCCCCUGGGGAAUCCACCCUGCUACCACGACGCCCUCUACUUUCCGGUGAUCAUCAUGCGCAGUGGGGAGACGUGUCCCCCACAGGGCACCCCGGGCACAGCGGCUGGGACGCCUCUCUGA